Messenger RNA from Capronia coronata CBS 617.96, 1809 nucleotides. RefSeq lists its product as uncharacterized. The transcript has 5 exons. NCBI's taxonomy places the organism in Eukaryota, Fungi, Ascomycota, Eurotiomycetes, Chaetothyriales, Herpotrichiellaceae. The record is from RefSeq and is a predicted model, not a curated record. The coding region runs from base 1 to 1809 and encodes 602 amino acids.
AUGGCUCAGCAAACGGAUCCCAAGGAGAGGUCAGAUCACGGAGAUGAGAACUACAUUCGGGUACCCUCGCCUGGAAGUGGACAGGACGAAGUUCCAGAGGUCUUUCGCUUGCCAUCCUGCCACGGCUACGAUCUAUACGAGGUAACGGUGGACGAUUUACAGUAUUUGUUCUCGUCGGGUGGCCUGAAUUCGGAGCAAUAUGUUCAAUUCUGCCUAGACAGAGUUCAGAAAAUCAAUCCGUACCUUGAAUGCGUGAUCGAGACGAACCCCGAGGCACUGAGCCACGCCAGAGCACUGGACGUUGAGAGGAAGCAAGGCAAGAUCAGAGGUCCACUGCACGGAAUCCCAGUCUUUGUCAAGGAUAACAUGGCUACGGCCGACAGGAUGCAAACCACCGCGGGAUCAUGGGUGCUCCUCGGUUGCAUUGUGCCCAAGGAUGCACAUAUCAUCAGUCUACUACGUAAGGCAGGGGCCGUUAUCCUGGGCAAAACGAAUCUGGAUGAAUGGGCUGGGAUGAGAGGCAGCAGCUACUCGCUGGGAUAUUCUGCCCGUGGUGGCCAAUGCCGAAAUCCCUACCUAUUGAAUCGUUCUGCAAAUGGCAGCAGCUCCGGCAGCGCCGUUUCAAUAUCGGCGAAUAUUGUCCCUCUUGCCUUCGGGACAGAAACCGACUGCAGCGUCAUCAGCCCCGGCAUGGUAAACGGCGUGGUUGCCAUCAAGCCCACCGUCGGGCUGACUUCACGGGCGGGCAUCAUUCCGAUAUCAGAAACUCAAGACUCGAUCGGUGUGUACGGACGAUGCGUGGCAGAUGCUGCCAGAGCUCUUGAUGUCAUUGCUGGCCCCGAUCCCGAGGACAAAUUCUCGACGCAGCCUGAGAGACGACAACCGAAGAGUUACUGCGACUUUCUCACCGAUCGACAAGCGCUCAAAGGAGCCAGGUUUGGCCUUCCGAUCAAAAGAUUUUGGGAUGUUGCUCCAUUUCCUCAACGAGCAGUGGCUGAAAAGGUCUUGCACCUGAUCAAAGAGGCGGGGGCGGACAUCAUUCCGGUAGACAUGCCGUGCGCGGAGGAGAGAUUGGAAAAGGACGGAGUCUGGGAUUGGGAACGUUACGGAGACGAACGGCCGGAAAUUGCGGAAAUCACAGUGAGCAAAGUGCAGACAUACUACCUGAUGAACGAGUACCUGGCCAAGUUGAAGAACACUCCCAUCAAGACGCUUGAGGAUGUGGUCCGAUUCAACGACGAAAACAGGGGAUCCGAGGGAGGGCAUAGAGGAGAUUUGCCUGCGUUUCCUGACGGUCAACGACUCUUCCGCAAAUGUGUCGAGACCAAAGGUAUUCGAGACGAGACAUACUAUGCUGCCUUGAAGCACAUCCAAUUCCAAUGCCGUGAAAAUGGGAUCGACGCCGCUCUGCGCUGUCCUCCUGAACACCGACAAGCUACAAUUCUCGGAUGCGAAGAUCAGACCGAGGAAGAGCUCCUGGACGCCCUGUUGUUCUGCGACGUCAAAGCCGGAGGGAUUCAAAUUGCCGCUCAGGCCGGCUAUCCUGUCAUGACGAUUCCCAUUGGCCUUGAUCCGGACGGCAUGCCAUUGCCACUCACGUUGCAACAUACAGCAUGGCAGGAGGACAAAUUGGUCAAAUGGGCCAGCGCCAUCGAGGAUUUGUUGAGAGCACAUGAUGAAGAAUGCUCAUCGGUUCGCAACAAGAGAUUGGGCAGGAUUCCGCCGACUUAUAUGAACCAUCUGAGGAAGAACAUUCCGGUCGAUCAAGACUACCGAUGGCCUGGAAGGCAUCGUGACCGAUACCAGUGA